CCUGCUGGCGCUGCGAGGCUUCUGCGCGCUGCACGCGGGCGAGGCGGGGCGCGCGCUCGAGGACUUCCAGGAGGUGCUGGCGCGCGGGCAGCCGGGCCCUGAGGGCUGCGUGCGCGCGCUGUGCGGCCGCGGGCUCGUGCGCGUGCUGACGGGCCGCGAGUUCCUGGGCGCGCUAGACUAUGUCACCGCGUGCCGCCUGCGGCCGGAGGAGGCGCUGCUGGCCGCCAAGGCCCUGGUGCCCUGGAACCAGCGGGGGCUGCUGCGGACCGUGCUGCGGGAGGAGGGGCGCAAAAUGCUGCUGCUCGCGCGAGGCCUGGGCUGCCGGAGCCGGGCUGCGGACACGCACGGGCCCGGGGAGCAGGAAGGGGAUGCCUGUGGUGUGCACCAGCUGGCCACGCUGCUGGUGGAGCUGGAUCCAGAGGACGAGGCCUCUCGCCUCCUGGCGGCCGAUGCCCUGUACCGCCUGGGCCGCCCGGAUGAUGCCCACAAGUCCCUGCUGGUGGCCCUGUCCCGGAGGCCUCAGGCAGCGGCGGUGCUGGUGCGGCUGGCCCUGCUGCAGCUGCACAGGGGCUUCUCCUAUGAUGCCAACCAGCUGGUGAAGAAGGUGGUCCAGACCGGGGACACAGCCUGCCUCCAGCCCACCCUGGACAUCUUUAGCCAUGAGGACCGGCAGUUGCUACAGGGCCACUGCCACUCGAGAGCCCUGAGCAUCCUGCGAACACAGCCGUGUGGGGCGGACAGUGGGGCCCACACCCGGGAAGCCAUUGCCUACCUCUCUCUGGCCAUCUUCGCUGCAGGGAGUAAAGCCAGCGAGUCCCUCCUGGUCCGAGCCCGCUGUUACGGGCUCCUGGGCCAGAAGAAGACUGCCAUGUUUGACUUCAACUCCGUGCUGCGGGCCGAGCCAGGGAAUGUGCUAGCCCUCUGCGGACGUGCCCUGUUGUACCUGGCCCUGGACCAGUUGCAGGAAGCUGUGGACGAUGUUGCCUCUGCCCUGAGGCUCGACCCGGGGACCGUGGUCCCUGAGCUCCACUCUCUGAAGCCGGAAGCCCAGUUGCUGCUCACUCAGGGCCUCCAUGCCCACUGCCGGGCCCUCCUGAGCCAGCUGCUGAACAGCAGGCCACCCCUCAUGGACGAGGCUGCCCAUGGCCUCCUUGCCAUGGGGGAGGCGCUGAUUAGAGUCAAUGCUUCACAGCCAGGCUGGCACAUCCUCCUCGUGGACAUCCUCACAGCACUGGGCAGGUAUGAGGAGGCUCGUGCCCACCUGCAACCAGCCCUACAGUCCUCCUCACCACCAGCAGCAGCCCGGGCCCGGAGGGGCCUGCUCCAGCUCAAGAAAGGAAACGUGGCCACUGCUGCCCAGGACCUGCAGUGCCUGGCGGAGACAGAUGCCCAGGACCUCAGCUUCCUGUUGCGCCUCCUACAGCCCUCGGAGCAGCAGAGCCUCACCCAGGCUGCGGCCCAGGAAGCCAGCACCCUCCUAGGCGCAGGGCAGCCCGGGCAGGCGUUGGGCUACUGCUCUCUGGCUGUCCUGGCUGGGGGCAGCCUUACCUGUCACCUGCGUCUGCGGGCCAUCUGCUUGGGCGAGCUGCAGCAGUUUGGCCGGGCCCUCGGAGACCUGGACCACGUGCUGCAGGAGGGUGCCGGGGACAGUGACCUGCAGGUGCGGACAGAGGACUUCUGUUCCAGGGGCCGCCUGCUGCUGGGCCUGAGGGACAAGGAGGGGGCCGCGGGGGCCUUCACCCGGGCCCUCGAGCUAUCACCUGCUCUGGCCCAGCGCAGCCUGUGGGAGCGGCCAGGCCAGGCCCCUGUUGCCCAUGUGUUCCUGCAUUUUGGGCAGCACUGCCUGGAGGAACAGCGCUACGAAGAGGCCUGGACAGCGGCCCAGAGCGGCCUCCUGGUGGACCCCAACCAUGGUGGCCUGAAGAAACUGAAGGCAAGAACCCGAAAAGAGGCAUCCUCUGGCUGCCGGCUGCACUGACAAGGCCAGGCCUGACCACAGGGCCUCUGUCUUCCUCACGCUGGGGUGCGCUGGCUCCCAGAUCACUGAGGUCCCCUCUCCGCCUGCCCCCUCCAUUCCUAACACAGGUGGCUUUGGACAGCCCGCUUCCGCCCCUGUUCCUUGGGAACUUCGGGGAGGAGGGAGAGCUUCCUGGUGGUGAGGGCCCUGCCCCCCGGCACUCAGCUCCCACCACGGGGCAGCCUCGCCCCCACAGCUGGGUCCUCUUGGCCCAGGCCUGGGAGGUGACUCGGGUCUGGACCCAGCCUGGGGGUCCUGCAGGUUGGGUGACAUCAAGGGCAGUCCCUUGUGCCCCUGGGGAAGAUGUGCCAGCCCGAUUGGGCCCUCUGGGCACAAAGCUGCCUUUGACUCUGCCUUGACCUGAGGCCUCGUGGGGCCCUCACGGUGGCCUCCCCAUGCAUGCUGCCCAUCCUGGAGCUGACCCUGACCCUGAGGAGCUCGUUCACAGGGAAUCCAUCCCCAGCCACCCUUCCUCCCUCAUAGGCCCCAGGUUCUGCUUGCCCUGUGUUCUGCCCUCCAGGCCACAGUGUGUUCUCCCCAUGGAUUAAAUGUCCCUGGCUGUC
Molecule: messenger RNA, 2580 nt
Organism: Heterocephalus glaber (naked mole-rat)
Lineage: Eukaryota; Metazoa; Chordata; Mammalia; Rodentia; Bathyergidae
Gene: Ttc34
Product: tetratricopeptide repeat domain 34
Molecular function (GO): protein binding
Source: RefSeq, a predicted model, not a curated record